Molecule: messenger RNA, 1313 nt
Organism: Neofelis nebulosa (Clouded leopard)
Lineage: Eukaryota; Metazoa; Chordata; Mammalia; Carnivora; Felidae
Gene: PRRX2
Product: paired related homeobox 2
Exons: 4
Coding region: 202-981 (259 amino acids)
Biological process (GO): regulation of DNA-templated transcription
Molecular function (GO): DNA binding; DNA-binding transcription factor activity, RNA polymerase II-specific
Source: RefSeq, a predicted model, not a curated record
GCGUUUUAGCAACUUGGAGAGCGCGAGGCGGCGGAGGGGAGGGAGAAAGUUUGCUUCCCCGACGUCAGCGCCGGGCGGGCCGCGGCGGCCGGGGGGCGAGCAGGCGGCGGGGAGCGGGGCCGAGCGCGGGGCGGCCGCGGGGCGCGCUCGCUCCGACCCGCGCCUGCCACCCGCGCCGGCGACCCCGGGGCCCUGGCGGGCAUGGACAGCGCGGCCGCCGCCGCCGCCGCCGCCGCCUUCGCCCUGGACAAGCCGCCGCUGGGCCCGGGGCCGCCGCCGCCGCCCGCGCUGGGGCCCGGCGACUGCGCCCAGGCGCGCAAGAACUUCACGGUGAGCCACCUCCUGGACCUGGAGGAGGUGGCGGCGGCCGGGCGGCUGGCGGCGCGCCCCGCGGCCCGGGCCGAGGCGCGGGAGGGCGCGGCGCGGGAGCCGUCCGGGGGCAGCAGCGGCAGCGAGGCGGCGCCGCAGGACGGUGAGUGUCCGAGCCCCGGGCGCGGCGGCGGCGGCGCCGCCAAGCGGAAGAAGAAGCAGCGGCGGAACCGGACCACGUUCAACAGCAGCCAGCUGCAGGCGCUGGAGCGCGUGUUCGAGCGCACGCACUACCCCGACGCCUUUGUGCGCGAGGAGCUGGCGCGGCGCGUCAACCUCAGCGAGGCGCGUGUGCAGGUCUGGUUUCAGAACCGCCGGGCCAAGUUCCGCCGAAACGAGAGGGCCAUGCUGGCCAACCGCUCUGCCUCGCUGCUCAAGUCCUACAGCCAGGAGGCCGCCAUCGAGCAGCCCGUGGUUCCCCGGCCCGCCACCCUGAGCCCCGAUUAUCUUUCCUGGACGGCCUCGUCCCCCUACAGCACGGUGCCGCCCUACAGCCCUGGAGGCUCAGGCCCUGCGACCCCGGGAGUCAACAUGGCCAACAGCAUCGCCAGCCUCCGUCUCAAGGCCAAGGAGUUCAGCCUGCACCACAGCCAGGUGCCCACGGUGAACUGAUGGUCGGCCCGCCAGGACCCAGCUGCCCGCCUGGUCUCACAACGGCAGAGAGGGCAGACGUGCGGGAGAGUGCCCUUCUCCUGUCCCCUGUCUCCAGGACAGGGAUCUCCUGGGCCCUCUCUCCAGUCUGGACUCCCGGGCCCAAGAGGCUGCUGAGAUCCCGGGAGCCUGGCUCAGGCCCCCGUCUACAGCCGUGGGAGACUUUGGCCCAUGACCUUUGGGGGGGGUUGGGCCAGAGGUGGAGCAGGAACCCCACGAGGACUGCAUUUAUUUUGUGUAUUAAAACCAAAAAGCUUUCGUCUUUAAGAAAUAAAAAAAAAUUUUUUUUUAAA